AGACGCAAGUACCUGAAAAGGAAGAAACGGCAAGAACACGCUGGAACACGUCUUUGCUGUUUCAUCGUCUACUUUUCUCAAACAAUCCUCUACGCUGCAUUUGUGUGUAAAGGGAGGCGCGGCAUUAUGGACGCCACUGGCUUGUCGUCCGCAACACCAAGCAGCCGCGCCUUUGAGUCGGCUGCGGCGACGCUCACAAGAGACGACGUCGAGCGCUUCGGGCGACAAAUGCUCGUGGAGGAAAUGGGAGCCGCACACGUGGAAGAGAUCCGACGCGGUCGGGUGGUGUGUAUCGGGGCCGGCGGCCUGGGUAGCACCGUUCUCCUUUACCUCGCCGGCGCGGGUGUGGGGCACCUCACCAUCGUCGACUUUGACGAGGUGGAGCUGUCCAACCUGCACCGACAGGUGAUCCACCAAAUGGCCAGCAUUGGCCAGCCCAAAGCGGAAAGUGCGAAGGCGGCGUGUCUGCGUCUCUUCCCCGCUGCCAACGUCGAGGCGCUCACCACCGCCCUCACGCCGGCCAACGCAGAACGCAUCUUCCGCGACUGCGACGUGGUGGUGGACGGGACGGACAAUGUGGCUGCGCGCUACUUGAUCAACGACGCUGCGAUGCGUUGUCGCAAGCCGCUCGUGAGCGGGAGUGCCAUUGGCUGGGAUGGGCAGUUGUCUGUCUACGGCUAUCGGGACGGCCCGUGCUACCGCUGCCUUUUUCCGCUGCCACCCCCGAAGGAGGCGGUCGGCAGCUGCAAUGACAGCGGGGUGAUGGGCCCACUGCCGGGCAUGAUCGGGUGCUUGCAGGCGCUAGAAACGCUGAAGGUGCUCACCGGUGUCGGUGAGGCGCUGAAUGGCCGCUUGUUUGUCUUCAACGGGCUGCGCUUCACUUCGCGGGUGGUGCAGCUGCGUGGGAAGCAGCCGCAGUGCACCGCGUGCAGCCCGUCAGCGCUGGCAGAGACGACGCUGCUGACGGAGCUCGCCGCGUCGCGUCGGCCCGAAUACGUCGGCGCCGGCUGCGCAGCGGUGCCGGGGCCGCUCUCUCCAUCCACCUCGUGCACGGUGGAAGACUUCGCAGCGCAAAGGCGCGCCGCCGCCUCAGCAACCCUCACGCUGGAUGUGCGAGCGGGUGUGCAGUACGACAUGGCGCACCUGCCGCAUUCUAUAUGUGUGCCGUAUGAAAGGCUGCUGCAGUGGGAGCGGGCCGGAACGUUGCUCGCGCAACUGGACGAGUUGCUGCACGAUGCCGUGAAGACGACGGGCACGACGGACAACACGGAAGCGUCCCGCACGGCUCCUGUGCCCGUUUUCGUGGUGUGCCGGCGCGGAAUCAAUUCGGUCAAGGCGGUGAAGCUCAUUGAGCGCGCGCUGGAUAGCGUGGAUGAGCAUCAGGAUACGCAACAUGUUGCAAGCCUGAUGCACACGUUUGUCUUCAAGAACGUUGAGGGUGGACUGAACGCUUAUCACCGCAAGGUAGACCGCGAGUUUCCCUUCUAUUAA
Leptomonas pyrrhocoris is the source of this 1491-nucleotide messenger RNA. Its product is annotated as putative molybdopterin synthase sulfurylase-like protein. Gene Ontology annotation, cellular component: cytosol; cytoplasm. The record is from RefSeq and is a predicted model, not a curated record. Gene Ontology annotation, biological process: tRNA wobble position uridine thiolation. The coding region runs from base 127 to 1491 and encodes 454 amino acids. The transcript has a single exon. Lineage: Eukaryota; Euglenozoa; Kinetoplastea; Trypanosomatida; Trypanosomatidae. Gene Ontology annotation, molecular function: adenylyltransferase activity; thiosulfate-cyanide sulfurtransferase activity; URM1 activating enzyme activity.